UUCAGAUUUCUAGCAAUCACAAAGAGAGCAUGUGCAGAGAACAAUGAGUCUUGUCUAGAGCGACAAAGUGAGGGAGAAAAUAGAUUAAUCAUGGCAAGAGGUGGAGGGAGAUUACCAUCUAUCAUGCUAAACAAAUCAUGCAUUCUUAUAAUUGUUGUGGCUGCUGUAGAGAGGUUUGCGUUCAAAGGUGUUGCGUCGAAUCUUGUAACGUAUCUGACGGAGGUGAUGAAGAUGAGCAAUUCAACAGCGGCAAAAACAGUCAACAGUUGGGCUGGAAUUUCAUUCUUGUUACCGUUGUUUGGAGCAUUUCUUGCAGACUCCUAUUUGGAUAGAUAUUCUACCAUUUUUUCCUCUUCUAUUGUUUAUGUUACUGGACUGGUGUCAUUGACAUUUACAGCACUGGUAUGGGAGUGGAUAGCUAAGAGUACUAAUGACCAUGAAAAGACUAGUUCAAGUCCAUUUUCUCCUUUUCUUUUGUUUUUGUCUCUAUUUUUAAUCGCUUUGGGACAAGGUGGAUACAACCCAUGUUUGCAAGUCUUUGGAGCUGAUCAACUUCAACUUAGGAAAAAUGAUAAUCAGUUACCAACUUCGAACAACAACGAAGAUGGUGAUGCAAAUGACGAAAAUAUUUCUAAUGAAAAAAUAAAAAGUAUGUUCUUCAAAUGGUGGUAUUUUGGUAUAUGUAGCGGGAGUUUGCUAGGCGUGUCACUAAUGUCCUACCUUCAAGAUACUUUUGGUUGGGGAUUAGGUUUUGCCAUUCCUUGCAUUGCCAUGGCUAUGUCUGUUACUCCAUUCUCAUGUGGGACUAGGUUCUAUACAGUUAUCGAAGAGCAACCCAAGUCUGUUAGAGGAACCACCGGAAACAUGAUAAAAAGCUUAGUGAACUCUAUUAAGAGUGCUGCACAGAAGUUAAUGCAUCGCGAUUAUGUCGCCCUACCCUCAAAUCUAUCCGACGCAGAAGCAGGCGAACUUGAGCCUCAGCAGAAAGCACUAUGUAGCCAGCAUUCUGGUGAUCAACAAUCCGACAACAUGCCUAACGGUGCAGUACCGGUAGUUGAUAUAGUUGAGGAAACAAAAUCUGUAGCGCGGAUAAUGCCAAUAUGGGGUAUGUUAUUAACGUUUGCAAUCAUCUUUCAACAACCAGCUACUUUCUUCACAAAACAAGGCAUGGCAAUGAAGAGGAAUAUGGGUAACCAUUUUAUGAUCCCUCCAGCAACAUUACAAAGUGCAAUAAAUGUUUCUAUAAUUCUUUUAAUGCCUUUAUAUGACAAAAUAGUAACACCAGUUUAUCGAAUAAUUAGUGGAAGCGAUAAGGGAAUUAAUGUGAUGCAAAGGAUGGGUUUUGGUAUGUUUUUAUCAGUAAUUGCUAUGUCGAUCGCAGCAAUUGUUGAGACAAAAAGACUCGAAAUUAGUAGAAGAGAACCAACCAUGAAUUCUGUUCCAUUAUGCAUAUUCUGGUUACUUCCCCAGUAUAUCCUUUUGGGUAUUUCGGAUGUUUUUACAGUUGUUGGUAUGCAGGAGUUCUUCUAUAGCGAAGUUCCUAACAAGCUGAAAACUAUGGGAAUGGCUUUACACUUGAGCGUUUUUGGUGUUGGAAGCUUCCUUAGCGCAAUCUUAAUAUCGUUCAUCGAGCUUGUUACAAGUGUUAGCAAUGGAAAGCAUAGUUGGUUCUCAGAUGAUAUGUGUGAGGCCCAACUAAACAAAUACUACUGGUUUUUAGCAUUCUCAAGUGCAUUAAGCUUGUUUUUCUUUGCAAUUUACUCACAUAAGUAUUACAAGUAGGUGAGUUGAAACACAGAUUGCAAAUGCAUUAUAAGAAAGUUAUAUUAACUCAGCUAGAGAUCGUAGUAAGGGUUUUUAUUUCUUUUGGCUUGCACUUUGGGUAGUUUAUAUAGUGUGUUUUAGGAGUAUCGAUCUUUAUUGUUUGCCUGUAUACAUUAAACGUUCAGUAUUGACUAUUGAUGCUUUCUGGAGAGCUUAUUAUCUAAAUGUAAAAAAUGUUUUAGUCGUGAUCAAUAAAUAAAUUUGUG
Papaver somniferum (opium poppy) is the source of this 2030-nucleotide messenger RNA. Its product is annotated as protein NRT1/ PTR FAMILY 5.8-like. Gene Ontology annotation, cellular component: membrane. The transcript is spliced from 4 exons. The record is from RefSeq and is a predicted model, not a curated record. Gene Ontology annotation, molecular function: transmembrane transporter activity. NCBI's taxonomy places the organism in Eukaryota, Viridiplantae, Streptophyta, Magnoliopsida, Ranunculales, Papaveraceae. Gene Ontology annotation, biological process: transmembrane transport. Bases 91 to 1782 code for a protein of 563 amino acids.